AUGAAAGUUGAAUUUUACGUACGAGUCUCCGGAAAGGCUAAUUUUCAAGUUACGAAGCUCAAGCUGUCCACUGGGGCGGUGAGUGUUACUGUCAUUUCCGAGGAAGCUACCCAAACUAGUCCCUCCGAGUUCACGCCUCGCUCCAAGCCUUUCCGUCGAUUUACGCGUGUGGCUGGAAAAUUCCUUCCAACUGACGUACCACUUAAUGCAUCAUCCCUCACGAUUUGGAUCGACCCGCUUGAUGCAACCAAGGAGUAUAUAGAAGGAUUGACACAAUAUACGACCGUCAUGAUUGGCAUUGCCGUCGAUGGCACUCCAGUUGCUGGAAUUAUUCAUAAACCCUUCCUCGUUGAAACCGUUGUUGGCGUCAAUCUACCUGGAUUUAGCAAAUCUGUUCGUAUAGUUGGACAAAAAGCUCCCAACAGAAAGACGCCUCCAUACAAAAUCAUGCACUCACGAUCACAUGUUACUUUAGAUGCUGUGAAAUCUGCAUUUAAAGCAGUUUGCGAAAUUCCUGUCGUAUAUCGGACACCGACCCAGACAAAUGUCCGUAUCGGUCGGAGAUUUUAUACUGGCUGGGAAUACACUCCUGCUGGGGCUUUGGGACUUGUGUGCCCCAGCAGCUAUUCUUGCUGCCAGUGGAGGUGCUUUGCUCGACCUACAACUCAACGAAAUCGACUUCAGUAA
Molecule: messenger RNA, 687 nt
Organism: Oikopleura dioica
Lineage: Eukaryota; Metazoa; Chordata; Appendicularia; Copelata; Oikopleuridae
Source: the annotation of a GenBank genome assembly